CGAUUCUUUUUUCGUUCAGCUGCGAGAAAGAUUGGGUCCUGCAGGCAGCCUCAUCGAGUCUAUAAUAUCAGCGAUUUUCGAAAUCAUAAAAUCGGUAAUAUGCAUACAACCAGAGAAGGACACUUUCAUCGAAAUCGGGUGCUAUUUCUACAGAGCAUCCAUGAUCAUAAUGGAGCUCCGCACAAACUACAAUACUCCCACAAACACCGUAGAAAUCCUCCAAUCCCUCCAAAAAAAAGUCGAACUCGCCAAAAGCUUCACCACAAAAAUCGAAAAAAACGUGCACACAAUGAACUCCUCCGAAAUCAUAACCACAGUGCACCAACUCGAAGGCCUAGUCAAAAGCUUCGGAGAAAACCUCAACGUGAUACCGCUAUCGACGUACGGGAAUCAAGAAUAUGCUGACAAGGCAGCCAAGUCACUGUCCAAGGAAAUGAAGGAGGCCUCGUUUUCUGUGGCGGGCCCCACUUCUCGAGAAAUAGAAACAGAUCUCUACGCGGUCGAUGCCGAUAUUUCUGCUGUGAAUAUUCAGUUAUCCGAUUAUCCAUCUCAGACAUAUUCCACUCCUGAUUAUAAUAAUAUUAAUAGUCGAGAAAUAUCGGCUGUUUUGGACAGAAAUAACCUUGCAUUGCCGCAGCUGGCUCGGUAUAUGGAACCGCUAUACGAGACUUUCUACUGUCCUUUAACAAAAACGGUUAUGGAAGAUCCCGUUACAAUCGAAAGUGGUGUGACUUACGAAAGAAGAGCAAUUAGCGAUUUUUUCGACAAAUUCGAAGAUCAAAACGAACUCGUGUGUCCAAAAUCAGGCAAGAGUAUAAAGAGCAGAAAUUUGAGCACAAACGUUGCUCUAAAAGCAACGAUAGACGAGUGGAAGGAGAGAAACGAGGCCGCGAGAAUUAAGGUGGCGCGUGCAGCUCUCUCAUUGGCUAGCUCAGACAACAUGGUACUCGAAGCGAUCGAUGAUUUGCAAAGCGUGUGCAGAACUAAUCCGUACAAUAAAGUACAAAUUCGCAGCAUCGGAAUUAUUCCUUUGCUCACAAAAUUUCUCGAGUACAGAAGCAGAAGCAUAAGACAGGUUACUUUAGAACUGUUGAAACAGUUGGCUGAGGACGACGAAGAAGGGAAGGAAAUUGUUGCGAAAACAGUUGAUAUUUCGACGGUUAUAAAGAUGCUUUCGAGUAGUCACACGCCGGUUAGGCAUGCGUCUGCGUCGCUUUUAGUCGAGCUUUCGAAAUCCCGUUUUUUCUGUAAUGAAAUAGGGGCAGUGGCCGGAGGUAUUCUGAUGUUGACUACGGUCAAAUACAGACAGCCGUUGGAUUCUUUCGCCUCGGAAAAAGCUGACGAGAUCUUGAAGAACUUGGAGAAGCUUCCGGAUAAUAUCAAGCUCAUGGCCGAAAACGGAUAUUGGGAACCCCUUCUCACUCAUCUACUUGAAGGUAAUGAAGAGAUGAAAAUGGAGAUGGCAGUUUACCUAGGAAAAAUCAUUCUCGGAUCAGAGAGCAAAACCUACGUAGCCGAAAGGGCUUCUCCGGCAUUAAUCGAAAUGGUCAAAACCGGAAAUUCUCCGAGCAGAAAUGCAGCAUUCAAAGCACUGCAACAAAUAUCUUCACACAAUCCAAACGCCAAAGCACUCGUCGAUGCCGGAAUACUGCAAAUCAUGAUCGAAGAAAUCUUCACACGAUCAUCAACCCACAACGAGGAAAUGAGUUCAAGAAACGAGGCUGCUCUAAUACUAGCCAACGUACUCGAGUCGGGCCUUGAUCUCGAGAAUUUCCAGGUCACCACGCACGGACACACACUCGCCUCGGACUACAUAGUGUACAACAUAGUAUCAAGAAUCAAGAACUCAACCCCCGACAAACUGAACAUAAACCUAAUCAGAAUCUUGCUCUGUUUGAUCAAAUCCGAUAAAGCCUCGAGUACUAUCGUUUCGGUUGUGAAGGAAAUGGAAGCGAGCUACGAUUUGAUCGACCUGAUUAACAAUCCGAACGAAGAACUCGGGAUUAAGUCAAUCAAGCUGCUUAUCACGCUCGCGGGUUUUAUGGGGCACACCUUAUCGGACAGGCUGUGUAAAACGCAAGGACAGCCUCAAAGCCUAAUCGCUAAUCCGAACGAAAUUACUACAAUCACGGAAAAACACGCGGUUUCUGCUAACUUCUUGGCCAAGCUACCUCAUCAGAACCUGACGUUGAACCUAGCUUUGGUCAACAGCAAAACUAUACAAGCAGUUACGACAAGCAUCGCUCAGAUAAAUAAAACCGGUACGAGAUCGAGCAGGCACACAAGUUCUUAUUUCGAGGGACUUGUCGGAAUUCUCGUCAGAUUAACAACGACGCUGUACGACCAUCAGAUUCUGCUCACGGCGAAAACCCACAAUUUCGCCUCGCUUUUAACCGAAUUACUGACAAGAUCUUUCACCGACGAAGUUCAGAAAUUAUCCGCUAUCGGGCUAGAGAAUCUGUCGAGACACUCGGUGGCUCUGUCGAGGCCUCCACAGAGGAAGAAAAAAAACAAGAUUCUAAAACUCUCGUUUUUUCGGAAAUGCAUAUCGAUUAAUUUAUCGAAGGACGAGAGUACUUUCUCUUUAUGCCCUGUUCACAGAGGGGUUUGUUCCUCGCAAGAAACGUUCUGCUUGAUCGAAGCGGAGGCUGUCGAGAGGCUGCUUUCGUGUUUGGACCACGAGAAUGUCGAGGUGGUCGAGGCGGCUCUAUCGGCUUUAUCGACUUUGUUGGAAGACAAAGUUGACGUGGACAAGAGUGUCGGGUUUUUAUCCGAGAGAAACGCUGUACGACAUGUGUUAAAUGUGGUGAAGGAGCAUAAGGAAGAGGGGGUUACGAAGAAGGCGUUUUGGGUGAUCGAGAGGUUCUUGAUGAAAGGUGGCGAUGAUUCGGUUUCGGAUAUAUCGAGGGAUAGGUUACUGCCUGCUACGUUGGUUAGUGCAUUUCAUCACGGGGAGGGUUCGACCAGAGAAAUGGCGGGAAAAAUUCUCAGGCAUUUGAAUAAAAUGCCUGAUUUAUCCAACACACUAACCUUUACCAAGUAAAUUAAAAAUAU
Molecule: messenger RNA, 3054 nt
Organism: Erythranthe guttata (spotted monkey flower)
Lineage: Eukaryota; Viridiplantae; Streptophyta; Magnoliopsida; Lamiales; Phrymaceae
Product: Armadillo/beta-catenin-like repeat family protein
Biological process (GO): protein ubiquitination
Molecular function (GO): ubiquitin-protein transferase activity; protein binding
Source: RefSeq, a predicted model, not a curated record